Messenger RNA from Dufourea novaeangliae, 780 nucleotides. RefSeq names its product peptidyl-prolyl cis-trans isomerase CYP18-3-like. The record is from RefSeq and is a predicted model, not a curated record. Gene Ontology annotation, biological process: protein peptidyl-prolyl isomerization. Bases 1 to 780 code for a protein of 259 amino acids. The transcript is spliced from 4 exons. Gene Ontology annotation, molecular function: peptidyl-prolyl cis-trans isomerase activity. Lineage: Eukaryota; Metazoa; Arthropoda; Insecta; Hymenoptera; Halictidae.
AUGGAUGAGAAAACAUAUAAAAAAUAUAAACAAAGGAUUCGUGAAGCUGUAGCUGCUGUUGAUAAUAGGCCUCCAAGACUUGAUGUAUCCUAUUAUUAUAAAAAGCGUAAUUUAACUAUUGACGCAAAUCGAAUAAGAGAAAUAGAUAGAGAAAAUAUGGAUUUGUUGAAAAGAAUAAGUAUAAUUUCUCGUACAGGUGGAAAAGUUGAUUGUUGGAUGACAAGUAUUAAGUAUAAAACGAAUCUUGAAGACCAAGAACCAAUAAACAGACACAUUAUGAAAAAGAAUAAAAAUUUAUUAAAAAGAAUUCGCGAAGCUAGCAGUAACUAUCCUACUGGAGAAUUUAUAAAAAAUUGGAAAGAAAUGAAUAAGAAAGUGAUGCACACCAGAAGAAACACACCAUUCCAUCGUAUAGUUUCGGGUUAUUGGUGUAAAGGUGGUGAUGUAACAAAAUUCGAUGGAAGCGGUGGAGCUUCCGUUUUUGAUAAUCCAUUCGAAAAUGAAAAUUUUAAUUUACGACAUGCGGGCCCUGGAAUUUUAUCUAUGUAUAACGACAAGGAUAAUAGAAACGAUUCCAAAUUUAAUCUUACAUUUAGACGCUUAGAAACAAUGGAUGGAAAAUUUGUUGUCUUUGGGAAAGUUGUUUCUGGCCUUUCAAAUAUUUACAAAAUCGAAGAAUUUGGUACAAAGACAGGAAAACCCAUAAAAACAGUAAUUAUAUCUAAUUGCGGUAUUAUAUCAAGGAAACAUGAGUAUCAUUCUUCGAAAGACUACAAAUAA